Molecule: messenger RNA, 4215 nt
Organism: Drosophila gunungcola (fruit fly)
Lineage: Eukaryota; Metazoa; Arthropoda; Insecta; Diptera; Drosophilidae
Gene: fw
Product: sushi, von Willebrand factor type A, EGF and pentraxin domain-containing protein 1
Exons: 15
Coding region: 82-3750 (1222 amino acids)
Source: RefSeq, a predicted model, not a curated record
AGGCUACGACCGCAGCAGUAGCCGAUAAUUAGUGAAAGAUAUAUACGCUCUCAUGAAAGUUGCUUGCGAUUUGUACACCGGAUGGUCCCCCGUUCCGAGUCCCCAGGCGAAGUGAAACCGUCAAAAACAUCAGCAUCACCAUCAUCAUCAUCAUCAUCAUCGUCAUCGUCAACUCUGGUAACAUCAACGUUGCGAAGAGCAUCGGCAUCGGAAGAAACACGGCAGCGGGAAAAUCAUCAGCUGCGAACAGCAAACAAUGUUUUGCCGCAACUUAUUGUUGAAAACAUCCCAUCGCAGCAAAAGAGCCAUGACUCUUUCAAAUGCAAUGCCCCCAUUAUGCUGCUGCUGCUGCUGCUGCUGCUGGCACUGAGCUCAGCUGGAAAUUGCCAAAUUUGCGGUCCCCCGGCGGUGCCGCUGAAUGCUAAGGUGCGAACCAUCGCCGUCGACUCGCAGGUGGCGGAGGCGCACUACGAGUGCGAUGCUGGCUACGAGCUGUUCGGCUCGGCGGCGGUCAAGUGUGACCCCCGGACGGGCUGGGAGCGGGACCUGCCCUUCUGCGGGGUCAAUGUGGCCUACCGUAAGCCCGUCAACCAGAGCUCCUACACCCGGAGCGGACCUGCGAGCUACGCCAACGAUGGCAAGCCGGGAAACAAGAAUCCCGAUGGCCAGGAGUGCUCCGAGACGCAGAAGGAGCCGUCGCCCUGGUGGCGCGUUGACCUCCUGACCCCGCAGGCGGUGCACGUGGUGCGGAUCACGACGCGCGGCUGCUGCGGUCACCAGCCGCUGCAGGACCUCGAGAUCCGGGUGGGCAACAGCAGUGCGGACCUGCAGCGGAACCCGCUGUGCGCCUGGUACCCGGGCACCCUGGACGAGGGCGUGGUGAAGACAUUCACCUGCGCCCGCCCCCUCGUCGGGCAGUACGUGGCCAUCCAGCUGGUGGGCGUCGAGGGCAGCCUGAGCCUCUGCGAGGUGGAAACCUUCACCAACGACGAGUUCUCCGUGGACCGCUGCCUGAGUCCCAAGCUCGGCGUGGACACCGUGGUGACGACAUUCUCGAAAACCUGCUACGACUUUCAUAUCACAAAAGGAGAAAGCUUCGACAAGGCGCAGGCCAUUUGCAAGCAAACGGGUGGCGACUUGGUACACGACUUUCGGGGCGCCACCAGCCAAUACAUCUUGUCCGAACUGGAGCGCCGUAAGAGCGAACUGAAGCCGCAGCUCGUCUGGAUUGGCGCCCAGAAGGAGCCGGGCAUCUCCUCUCGGACCUGGAAGUGGGUGAACGGGGAUCUUGUGCAAAAGCCCGCGUGGGGCAAGGACCAGCCGAACAACUACAAUGGCGAGCAGAACUGCGUGGUGCUGGACGGAGGUCGGAAUUGGCUGUGGAACGACGUGGGCUGCAACCUGGACUACUUGCACUUCAUCUGCCAACACUCUCCAUUGUCUUGCGGCUCGCCGGAUGCCCAGCAAAACACCACUGUCAUGGGCAAAAAGUUCACCCUGGGCGAGAAGAUCCAAUACAGCUGUCCCAAGGGCCAUUCGCUGCUCGGUCAGACGGAACGGGAGUGCAGACUCGAUGGCACUUGGAGCGGCUCCUCGCCGACGUGCAAAUACGUGGACUGCGGCAGUCUGCCGGAGCUGAAGUUCGGGUCCAUCCACAAGUCGGAGGAGCGGAACAGCUUCGGCGUGGUGGCCACGUACAGCUGCCACGAGAACUACACGCUGAUCGGCAAUGAGAACCGGACCUGUGCCGUCGACGGAUGGAGCGGGAAGCAGCCGGAGUGCCUGGUGGACUGGUGUCCGGAUCCGCAGCCCAUCACCGGAGGCAAUGUGCGGUUCAGCGACAAGCGGGCCGGUUCCACGGCCACGUACGUUUGCGAGCCGGGCUAUGUGCUCGUCGGCGAGGCGAUCAUCUCGUGCGGCCUGGGAGGCGAGUGGUCGAGCAAGCCGCCGUCCUGCAGGUUCGUUGACUGCGGUGCUCCGGCGCGACCCAACCGCGGCAUAUCCAUCCUGCUGAACGGCACCACCACCGUCAACUCGGUGGUGAAGUACGAGUGCGACGAGGACUACUGGCUGGACGGCAACUCGGAGCUCUACUGCACCCGCGAGGGCAAGUGGUCCGGCGAGGCGCCGGUCUGCGAGCUAGUCACCUGCGAGACGCCCCAAGUCCCGGCCGGUUCCUUCGUCAUCGGGUACGACUACAACGUCCACUCGAAGAUCCAGUACAACUGCGACCCCGGCCACAUCAUGCACGGCACUCCGGUGCUCGAGUGCCUCGACAGUGGCGAGUGGAGUGCCGACGCGCCGUACUGCGAAUACAUCGACUGCGGCCAGAUCCUGCCCAUCCCCUAUGGCAGCCACAAGUACGUGACGAACAGCACCUACGUGGGAUCGGAGGUGGUGUUCAGCUGCGCCCAGUCCCACAAACUCAGUGGGGUUCUCAAGCGCCAGUGCCUGGAGUCGGCGGUCUGGAGCGAUGCCUCGCCCAAGUGCGAAGAGAUUCGCUGCCCGGAACCGAAGCUGGCGGCGCACAGCCUGCUCUCCGUCACUGGAAACGACCGCAUGUACGGACGCACCCUGAUCCGCACCUCCGAGUCCUCGCAGAACACUGCCCAGACCUACAAAAUUGGGGCUCUGGCCAAGUACCGAUGCGAACGGGGCUACAAGAUGGUCGGGGAGGCCCUGGCCACCUGCACGGAUAGUGGACAGUGGAGCGGCAGCAUACCAGAAUGUGUCUAUGUGGAGUGCGGGGCGCCCGAGGGCAUCAGCAAUGGCAAGGUCGUCCUGGCCACCAACGUCACCUACUACGGCGCCGCCGUCCUCUACGAGUGCCACGUGAACUUCAAGCUGAAUGGAGUCUCGCGGCGCCUGUGCACGGAGCACGGCAACUGGAGCCACGAGGCGCCCGAGUGCGUGGAGGUCGUCUGCGACACGCCCAACAUCAGCGAGAACCUGAUCGUGGAGGCAGGGCCCCGGGCCGUCGGGUCAGUGGCCACCUUCAAGUGCUCCAAGGGCAGGAUCAUGAUGGGGAACGACACGCGCGUCUGCCAGAAGAACGGCAAAUGGGCCGGAAAAAGUCCCACCUGCAGGCCUGUCGACUGCGGACGCCCGCUGGCGAUCGAGAAUGGUCGAGUGAUCGUGGUCAACGAGUCGACACUGUACGGCGGCUCAGCGGAGUACCACUGCAUUCCGAACUACAACCGGAUCGGGCAGUACCUGCGCAAGUGCACCGAGGACGGCGCCUGGAGCGGGAAGCAGCCGCGGUGCGAACUGGCCACCGCCGAGGGCCACGAGAGCUCGGAGCUGGGCACCGGCGUGGGGAUCGGGGCCACGGUGAUCGUGGCCCUGCUGGUGGUCUUCGGCCUCAUCUUCCUGUACCGCAACAAGGCGCGGCCCGUGAAGAACACGGAGAACGUCCAGGCUGCGGAGACGAAGGACGAGCGGAACGCGGCCGUGAUGUCAUACUCCACGCUGGAGGCCAACAACCGCGCCCACAUGGACAACAAUCCCUCGGCCACGUUCAACACCUUCCACGGAGGAGCUGGCCGGAAUGGUGCCCCCGCCAGUGGGGAUCCCAAUGCAACCAGCAACGGCGAGAGGUUGAACAACAAUCGGUCAGAGAACAUAUACGACCAAAUACCAAACGAGCAGUUCUACGACGCUCCUUACGAGAUGCGCACCAAUGACGAGGUCUACGAACCGGAGCCGGUGGCCAGCAAUGUGAUCACCAUCAACGGCAUUUCCGUGAGAUAGAGGAGGCACCAUGGCAUCAACAACUUAGCAACGUUUAACGUUAGUUUCGUGUUAAUAACUGUACAUAUUAGUUGUUUAAGGGAGGUUUUGAGUUACUCGUAGUUCGCCUAAAACUAAAACUAAAGCUAAAGCUAAAGCUAAAACUUGGUCACCCUAUGCACAUGUACCGUAGUAGCCCCGUAUAUAUAGGUCUAUCCAUACCGCAUAAUCUAUCUUUACUGUAUACAUAUGUACUUACCGUGUCUAAACGAAGCCCAUGUACUGAGAUCGACGUGUCGAGUAGGAGUUCGAAUUGCGAGGAGAAGUUUCCUUUCGCCCCAUUCAUACUCGUAUCUGUUUGUGUUGUUUAAAUUAUUUUAACUAUGUAGUGAGAGUGAACAGUUUUGUUAUGCAAUGUGUAAGAACUCGCCAAUGUGUGUUAAAGCGUUAAUUUUACGAGCAAUUAAACAAUUGUGGUUGACUAAA